AUGCCAGAUACAAGGCCUGGCUGCCAAAGAAAAUGUGGGAAUGUUAGCAUCCCAUACCCGUUUGGCCUAGUGGGAGAUGAUCCAACCUGUUUCAAAAAUGAUGACUUCAAGUUAUUCUGCAACACUGCUAUCCUUCCUCCAAAAUUGACGUUUUAUGGCGAUUAUGACGGAGAUGAGCAUACCAUUCUCCAUAUAUCACUUGCUGCUCAUCAACUAACGACUUCCAUUCUCGGAAGCGUAAUAUGUUACACGGGUGAACGUGUAAGCGUAAGUUAUUCUUUUCCAAACACAUACAGGCUCUCCAAUACCAGAAACAGAUUCAUGGCAGUCGGUUGCGACACGUAUGGCAAACUGUAUGAUUACAAGGACUCUGUGUUCUAUGUGGAUUGUCGAUCUUCAUGCUUGAACGAUACAGAAGUGACAGCUAGUUCAUCUUGCGGUGGCUUUGGUUGCUGCCAGACAACCAUACCAAACGAUCUUAAUGAUUUUUUAGUAAGCAUAGGGAGCCGUAACGGCUUCGAAUACACAAGGAAUAUUAGUAGAUGUGGGUUGGGUGUUCUUCUGUCCGACGAGCAGGAUUCAUUAUUUGACUCACAAGUAUCACAGCUCUGGGAGAUGAGAAACGAUGUUGAACACCUUCUAACUGUCGGGAUCAGCACUUCCAUAAUUCUGGACUGGGCAAUACUUAGAAACCAGAGUUGCGAGGAAGCACAAAGAAGUGCGACUACUUAUGCCUGCGGGAGCAACACAUAUUGUACAAACUCCACAAAUGGUCCUGGAUAUCUUUGCAAUUGCCUGCAAGGUUACCAAGGGAAUCCUUAUCUCCCCGAUGGAUGCCAAGCUUACCUUGGGGAUGGUUUUCUACUUCCUUCAAUUGAAGCACCACUAGCAGGGUACUACUACUUCUCGGUGAGGCAGCGCAUCAAGGUGUUGGUUAGGACCUCAACCUCUGUAAAGCACUGGAAGGAGAGGUUCUUCUUUGUGCGUUGUCCUAGAGGUUCGCCUCUCCCAGCUGUGCUCCAAGAGCCGAGGACUAAGGCGUUGCAGCUUGCGUUGGCUCUGCUUACUGAGGAGUAG
Molecule: messenger RNA, 1077 nt
Organism: Nelumbo nucifera (sacred lotus)
Lineage: Eukaryota; Viridiplantae; Streptophyta; Magnoliopsida; Proteales; Nelumbonaceae
Source: RefSeq, a predicted model, not a curated record